UUACUAGUACAUGCUUCUCUCUCUUUGAAACCAGUGUUGAAUGCUUUUCACUUCCAGAACUUACUAUCUAAUCUCUUGUUCAUCUUCUUUUCAUUUUGCUAGUACAUCUCUCGCAUCGACAUGGUAGCUUCAUCUUCUAGAUCACUCUUGUUCCAUGUUUCAUUUAUUCAAACAUGACAUUCAAAGGCCAAACCACCAUGGAAGCACAUAUUAUCCUCUGUUUAUGUCAUGAUGUUUGUGUAAAAUAAUGGUAAUUGGACACGUGUGAUGAUCUGGAGUGUAAAUAUUGAUCAAACGGUGGAAAUAGGGCGAAAGGCAUGGUUCCUUACGGGCACUAAAAGCAUCAAAUCUUGAUCCCCUAUGAGUAGUUGGAAUGAGAUGGUUUGUGAGUGAGUGAAUGAAGCGAGUUAUUAUUGUGUUUUUGAGCGUGUAACUCGUGGAUCGUCCUACACAUGACUAUUUAAAUACUCAAAUCACAACACAUUUUUCUUCACUCUUUCUUUCUUUACACUUCCCUCCUUCGUUUCCUCUUUCAGCAACCACCCUUAAGAUCUUAAGAUUCAUUUUUCAUCUAUCAAUGGCUCCGGCAGCAGCAUCUUCAGACUCCUCUAUACAGCCUAGAGAUGUUUGCAUCGUUGGUGUUGCACGUACACCAAUGGGUGCGUUUCUUGGUACUCUUUCAUCUGUACCUGCCACCAAGCUAGGCUCGAUAGCUAUUGAAGCUGCUCUUAAAAGGGCCAAUGUUGAUCCAGCAAUUGUGGAAGAAGUAUUCUUUGGGAAUGUCCUUAGUGCUAAUUUGGGGCAAGCUCCUGCUAGACAAGCUGCUCUUGGAGCAGGACUAUCGAAAUCAGUAGUCUGCACAACUGUUAACAAAGUUUGUGCGUCAGGAAUGAAAGCUACAAUGCUUGCCGCCCAAAGUAUUCAAUUGGGCAUAAAUGACGUUGUUGUGGCCGGUGGUAUGGAAAACAUGUCUAGUGUACCUAAGUACCUGGCAGAAGCAAGAAAAGGAUCCCGCCUUGGACACGAUUCACUAGUUGAUGGGAUGUUGAAAGAUGGUUUGUGGGAUGUUUAUAAGGAUGUAGGUAUGGGUGUGUGUGCUGAACUCUGUGCAGAUAACCAUUCAAUAACAAGAGAAGACCAGGAUAAUUAUGCAGUUCAGAGUUUUGAACGUGGAAUUUCUGCCCAAGAAAAUGGUUACUUUGGGUGGGAAAUCACUCCGGUUGAAGUCUCUGGUGGAAGGGGAAGACCAUCAACAAUUGUUGACAAGGAUGAGGGUCUAGGAAAGUUUGAUGCUGCCAAGUUACGCAAACUUCGACCAAGCUUCAAGGAGACUGGAGGCUCUGUUACUGCCGGCAAUGCUUCCAGCAUAAGUGAUGGUGCUGCUGCAUUAGUUUUGGUGAGUGGAGAGAAGGCAUUGAAGCUUGGGCUUCAGGUCAUUGCGAAAAUCACUGGAUACGCUGAUGCUGCUCAGGACCCAGAGUUAUUUACAACAGCUCCAGCCAUUGCCAUCCCCAAAGCCAUUGCCAAUGCAGGGUUGGAGACUUCAAAAAUUGAUUUUUAUGAAAUUAAUGAAGCCUUUGCGGUCGUGGCUCUUGCAAAUCAGAAACUUCUUGGACUAGAUUCGGCAAAAGUAAAUGUACAUGGUGGAGCUGUAUCAUUGGGCCAUCCUCUUGGUUGCAGUGGUGCUCGUAUCCUGGUGACACUUUUGGGGGUACUGAAGCAGAAAAACGGAAAGUACGGUGUAGGUGGUGUUUGCAACGGAGGAGGUGGUGCAUCUGCCCUUGUUGUGGAGCUCCUGUGAAAGUAAUUCAUAUUCAAUAGUUGUUGUUUACGAGCCAGCGUAUGUGUAACGUUCAAACAUCGAUGUCUCGCACUUUAGCAAGUGUGCGUGCAAGUUUCAAGUUGUUUACAAGGGCAAAAAGGAAAGAGUGGAAAAAUUUGGAUAUUUAGUUAUCAGAUAUAAGUUUCAGAUAUUGUUAACGAGAAUAUUUCUUAGGAGCAAAGUAGACAUUAUUUAGAUUUUCAUUCUCUUUGCAAUAAGUUUCUGGUGUACCUUGCUGUGUAAUGAAUAAUUCAUCAAGCUUCUUAUUCUGAAUUCAA
This is a messenger RNA of Medicago truncatula (barrel medic), 2100 nucleotides long. RefSeq names its product acetyl-CoA acetyltransferase, cytosolic 1. The transcript has 14 exons. The record is from RefSeq and is a predicted model, not a curated record. Lineage: Eukaryota; Viridiplantae; Streptophyta; Magnoliopsida; Fabales; Fabaceae. Bases 578 to 1801 code for a protein of 407 amino acids. Gene Ontology annotation, cellular component: mitochondrion. Gene Ontology annotation, molecular function: acetyl-CoA C-acetyltransferase activity. Gene Ontology annotation, biological process: fatty acid beta-oxidation.